CCCUGUGAAUGAAGAAGUCUCAUUAUAUAAAUUCUACACAUUGGGCUAAAGUAAGGCCUAAACACAAGCAAUUGAGUAAGAGAAGUAAGCUCCCUGUAUUUGGCACCUUCAUUUUCUUUAAACUGUCGAGAAUCCUUCCUGCUUCCAGCCGGUUGUGUUGUUCUCCUUUAUAUUAACAGACAAGUGACCUUACUUGCUCGUUGAGAAAAACAGCAGAAAACUUAAAGCAAUGGCCGAUAGUCGUGAUAUUGAAAGUGAACAGAAGAAGGAAACGGAAGGAAGUCACAGUAAUUCAAAACAAGAUGAAGAAGUCAAGAAAUUUGAAGUAUACAUGGAGAAUGAAAUAAAAUACUUGUCUUCCUCACCAGUUUCUUAUACUAUACACCGAAUUGUCAAGCCAAUACGCGAUGUAAAGCCAGAAGCCUACACCCCUCGUAUGAUUUCCGUCGGUCCUCUUCACCAUGGGGAGAUCCACUUAAAAGCCAUGGAAGCACAUAAAUUGCGGCUUGUAAACGAUCUUCUUAAAGAGCGAAAAUCUAGGGGAGUAACCUUAGAUGACUUUUUCAAUGAGAUGAGGAGUUCGGUAAAAGAAGUUCGCCAAUAUUAUUCAGAACUCAUCUCACUUAACGACUAUGAGUUUGUGAAGAUGAUGGUGAUUGAUGGAUGCUUCUUACUUCGACUCAUCCUGGGUUUGAGUCACUAUAACAAUGAUUCUAUGUUCAAUGACAAAUGGAUGCCUCAUGUUAUGCGUGACCUAAUUUUGCUUGAAAAUCAACUUCCCUUCUUCAUGUAAUCUUCAUGAAUGAUCUCAUCAAGUUAUGGAUGCCUCAUGUUAUGCU
Molecule: messenger RNA, 839 nt
Organism: Macadamia integrifolia
Lineage: Eukaryota; Viridiplantae; Streptophyta; Magnoliopsida; Proteales; Proteaceae
Product: UPF0481 protein At3g47200-like
Exons: 2
Coding region: 230-793 (187 amino acids)
Source: RefSeq, a predicted model, not a curated record